AUGAUCUACACCACUGACAUGUUGGACCGCGAGACCAAGGACUCCUAUUGGCUGACUGUGUACGCCAGUGACCACGGCGUGGUCCCUCAGUUUGCGUCGAUCGAGGUGUUCGUUCAGGUUGAGGAUGUGAACGAUAACGCUCCUCUGACCUCGGAGCCUCUGUACCGACCUUCAGUUCCAGAGAACUCCCCCAGAGACGUCUCCGUCAUCCAGAUCUACGCCCAAGACCCCGACGCCACACCCCUGUCCUCCCCGGCCGACCGCCUCACUUACAAGAUCAUCAGCGGAAACCCCCAGAACUUCUUCAGCAUCAACACGCGCACAGGUCUGAUCACGACGACCUCGAGGAAACUUGACCGAGAACAACAAACAGAGCACGUCUUAGAGGUUCUUGUGUCGGACGGCGGUCCCAGUCCCCGGCAGAGCACGGUCUGGGUCAUGGUUCAGGUUCUGGAUGAGAACGACAACAAGCCCACGUUUCCGGAGAAGGUGUUCCAGGUCAAACUCCCCGAGCGAGAGAGGAGGAAGAAGAGCGAGCCCAUCUAUCGAGUGUUCGCCUACGACCGUGAUGAUGGGCCCAACAGCGACCUCUCCUACAGCAUCGUGGACGGGAACGAGGACGGGAAGUUCUUCAUCGACCCAAAGACGGCUGUCGUGUCGUCACGCAAGGCCUUCACGGCGGGGAGCUAUGACAUCCUAACUAUUAAAGCGACAGAUAACGGGCGUCCUCAGAAGGCGUCCACCGCUCGUCUUCACAUCGAGUGGAUCCGUCGUCCGUCCCCCUUCCCUCUCCCCCUGCUCUUUGAUGAGCAGUUUUAUAAUUUCACCGUCAUGGAGAACGAUAAGGUUGCCGAGAUCGUGGGCGUGGUCUCCCUGCAGCAGGGCUCCGCCCCCUUGUGGUUUGACAUCACAGGUUCCAGGUCUUUCCGUGAGAUGUUCUAUAUUCUGCAGACGUGUGGCAGGAACUGUUCCUCAGAAGGUGGGAACACAGACACCGUGUUUGACGUGGAGAAAGCUGUGGGCACCAUCGUCAUUGCGAAACCUCUGGACGCUGAACAGCGCGGAUUCUACAACCUGUCGGUGCAGGCGACCGACGGAACAAACACAGCCUACACACAGGUUCACAUCACCGUCAUCGACAACAAUGACAACGCUCCCAUCUUCUCCCAACCAACCUAUGAUGUCACCAUUUCUGAGGACACGCCCCCUGACACUGAGGUGGUCCAGGUUCUGGCUUCAGACCGUGAUGAGCACCACAAGCUGACGUACUCUCUGCAGAGCUCCAUCGACCCCAACAGCAUGCGUCUGUUCCGCAUCCAUCCACACCUGGGCACCAUCCACACGGCUCAGAGGCUGGACCAUGAGGCCUGCGCCCAGCACAUUCUCACCGUCAUCGUAAAGGACCAAGAGUUCCCAUACAGGAAGAACUUGGCUCGUGUGCUCAUAGAAGUGGAGGAUAUAAAUGACCACGUGCCCAUCUUUACCAGUGCUCUGUAUGAAGGCUUAGUCUACGAGUCAGCAGCAAUGGGGUCAGCUGUAGUCCAGGUCACCGCUCUGGACAAAGACAAAGGCGAGAACGCAGAGCUACGAUACUCUAUUGAAGCAGGGAACACUGGAAAUGCAUUUCUCAUUGAACCAGUUUUGGGAAUCAUCACAAUUGCACGUGACCUGGACUUAUCUAGCAUAGGCCAUUACGUUCUCACAGUCAGAGCGACUGACAGUGGAUCCCCUCCCCUCUCCACCACCACCAUAGUGCGUAUCGCUGUAACCCUCUCUGACAAUGCCGGCCCAAAGUUCCCUCAGCCCGAGUACCAAGCUGAGAUCACAGAGAAUGCAGCGGUCGGGACCUCUGUCACCACAGUCAGUGCAGUCAGUCAGUCCACCCUCACCUAUGACAUCAAGCAGGGAAACACAAACCGUGUUUUCCAGAUAAAUCAGUACAGCGGAGUGAUUACAAGUCAGAAACCUCUAGACUAUGAGACUACAGCUUCUUACACACUGAUAGUCCAGGCCUCAAACAUGGCUGGCAUGGCCUCUAAUGCUACUCUGAUAAUCCAGGUAGUGGAUGAGAAUGAUAACCCACCUAUGUUCCAGCAGCUUCACUAUCGUGGCAGCAUCAGCGAGGCAGCACCAGUCAACAGUGUGGUCCUAAACUCAGAUGACUCACCUCUUGUAAUCAAAGCCACUGAUGCUGACCGCAACCAAAAUGCUCUGUUGGUUUACCAGAUUGUUGAGGACACUGCCAAAAUGUUCUUCACAGUGGAUUCAGGAACUGGCUCCAUCAGAACCAUUGCUAAUCUGGACCAUGAGACAUUUGCCAGCUUCCACUUCCAUGUUCAUGUCAGGGAUAAUGGCAGGCCACAGCUUACGGCAGACAGUCCUACUGAGGUCACAAUACAAGUGAUUGACACUAAUGAUUCUCCCCCUCGCUUCAUCCAGAAUGCCUACGAAACGGUCCUGCUACUCCCCACCUAUGUGGGAGUGGAAGCUUUGAAGGUUUCAGCCAUAGACCCUGACAAAGAAGUCUCUACGGAGCUUACAUACUCUCUGACUGAUGGAGUACUGGAGCACUUUGCCAUCCAACCUUCCAGUGGAGUCAUCAUAGUCAAAAACAACAACUUUUCAAAGGAACGGUUUCGCUUCAGUGUCAAAGUUUCAGAUGGGAAAUUUUCGAGCUCAGCUCUGGUAACCAUUCUUGUCAGAGAAGCUCUGGAUUCUGGUCUCAGCUUCACCCACAGUCUUUAUUCCUCAUCUAUUGAAGAGAACGUAUCAAACAUCACCAAAGUGGCUGUGGUCAAUGCAGUGGGAAAUCGUCUCAAUGAACCAUUGAAGUACACCUUGUUGAAUGCAGGUACACGCUUCAAAAUCCGUCCAACUUCAGGUGUGAUCCAAACCACAGGUAUACCAUUUGAUCGUGAAGAGCAAGAGUUCUAUGAACUGGUCGUUGAGGCCAGAAGGGAGCAUGACCGUUUACACGUGGCCAGAGUUCUGGUUAAAGUCCAAGUGGAGGACAUAAAUGAUAAUGCUCCUGUGUUUGUUGGACUUCCUUAUUAUGCAGCUGUUCAAGUAGAAGCUGAGCCAGAUUCACAUAUUUUCCGGGUCAUGGCAGUAGACCGCGACAAAGGCAUUAAUGGAGAGGUGUCUUAUUAUCUCAAGGAUGACCACAGUCACUUUGAGAUUGACAAGCAGACAGGCAGUAUCAGCCUUAAGCGGGCCUUUGAGUCCGAUUUGUCUAAUGUGGAAUACCAGAUGGUGAUAUAUGCCAGAGAUGGAGGAUAUCCUCCUCUCUCUUCUACUACAGAGUUCCCUAUAACUGUAGUCAACAAAGCUAUGCCUGUUUUUGACAAAUCAUUUUAUUCUGUCACUGUGAAUGAGGACGUGGCUGUACACACGCCCAUCCUUGGUAUCAAUGCUACCAGUCCUGAAGGCCAAAACAUCAUCUACACCAUUGUUGACGGAGACCCUUCCCUUCAGUUUGACAUUGGUUUUGAUACCGGAGUCAUUAGUGUCAUCCAUUCUUUGGACUAUGAAACAUCUUCAUCCUACCACCUAACCAUCAGAGCCACUGACUACCUGACCGGAGCUCGUGCUGAGGUGGAUGUAGAUGUGGUAGUCCUUGAUGUUAAUGAUAACUUGCCCGUCUUCCAGAAAAUGUCUUACGGGGUUGUUUUGUCUGAAACUGUUAUGAUUGGGACUCCAGCUCUUCAAGUUAUUGCCAAUGACAAAGACUCAGAGAAAAACAAUGUUGUCCGCUACCAGAUCUUUUCAGAUGUUCAUAACAGCACAGACUACUUUCACAUUGAUAGCAGCAGUGGAUUAAUCCUCACAGCUCGAAUGCUAGACCAUGAACUAGUCCAGAAGUAUGACUUCACUGUUAGGGCCACGGAUAACGGCUUCCCACCACUGAGCAGUGAAGUGUCAGUCAUAGUUGUGGUGAAUGACAUGAACGACAAUCCUCCAGUUUUCAACCAGCUUCUCUAUGAGGCAUACGUGAAUGAGUUAGCACCCAGAGGACACUUUGUAACCUGUGUCCAGGCCUCAGAUGCUGACAGUUCUGACUUUGACAAGUUAGAGUACAGCAUUUUGUCAGGAAAUGAAAGAAUGAACUUUGUGAUGGACAAGAGGACAGGAAUCAUCACGUUGUCCGGCCACCGUAAGCAAAGAAUGGAGUCUACCUACAGCCUUAAUGUUUCAGUAUCUGAUGGGGUGUUCACCAGCACAGCACAGGUUCAUGUAAAGGUGCUGGGGGCCAACCUGUACAGUCCUGUCUUUGGACAGAGUAUGUAUGAGGCAGAGAUACGAGAGAACUCUGCCGUGGGGACCAAAGUUAUACAGGUGAAGGCUACAGAUGCAGAUCCUGGAGUCUUCGGAAACGUUGCUUAUUCCUUUGUUAAUGAUGUCGGCAAAGACCAAUUCAGCAUCGAUGCAAGUGGUCAGAUCAGCACAGUGGAGAAGCUUGACCGUGAAGACCCGGCUAAUAAGGACAUUGUUCUGACAGUAGCAGCACAGGACUCAGGUGGACGUGUCUCCUAUUGUACAGUACAAGUUACCUUGUUGGAUGAUAAUGACAAUGUACCUCUGUUCCGAGCCACAGAGUACAGAGCUUCAGUCAAGUCAGAUGUGGCUAAAGGUUAUUUGGUGACACAGAUUCAGGCUUAUGAUCCUGACGACAGCACUAAUGCCAAAGUGACAUAUUCUCUGUACAGUGAGGCCCACGUCCCUGUGGUAGACAUUUUGGAAAUAGACCCAGACAAUGGCUGGAUGGUGACCAAAGGUAGCUUCAGCCACUUGAGGAAUUCUGUUUUAUCUUUUUUUGUGAAGGCUGUGGAUGGAGGAAAUCCAGUUCGACACUCUCUUGUGUCCGUCUACAUCCAUGUUCUUUCUCCAGACACCUUCAUUCCCUCCUUCAGCCAACAUCAAUACAUAUUUCGCAUGCCAGAGGACACCCCUUUAGGUUCAGCCAUAGGCACAGUGCGCCUCAACCCCCCUCCUGGACAUGCCUCUUUUACUGCAUCCUUUGCUGUGAUUAACGGAGAGACUGGAGAAAACAACCAGGAUUGGGUGUUUGUGGUGGAGAAGGACACAGGUGUGAUCAAGCUUGAUAAGCCUUUGGACCACGAGGUGAUUAAAGGAUACCACUUUAAAGUCUUGGCAACUAUACAACAGGCCAAACUGGAUUCUGUGACUUUUGUGGAUGUUGAACUCAAAGUGUUGGAUCUAAAUGACAACAAACCAGCCUUUGAGGCUUUCUCCUAUGAAGCCACAGUGAUGGAAGGAAUGUCAGUCGGAACUAGGAUCAUACAGGUCCAAGCAACAGACCCUGACUCUGGAGCUAAUGGUCAGGUGACAUACAGCCUGGGGGCAUUGAUCCAGUCAGAAGAGGACUCCGAUGCAUUAGCUGACACUUUUAGCAUUGACAGCAACACAGGCUGGAUCUCCACACGCAAAGACCUGGACCAUGAGACCAAUCCAUCGUACACUUUCACAGUGGUGGCCUCAGAUCUUGGAGAGACUGUGUCUCUUUCCAGCAUCACCACAGUGACUGUAGCCGUCUCAGACAUCAACGACAACCCUCCCAAGUUUCUGGAGAAAAAUUAUGUUGGCUCAGUUCAGGAGAGCGACCCGCCGGGGGAGGUGGUGGCUGUGCUGAACACCAGAGAUGAUGACAGCUCAGCUGUGAACCGACAAGUCAGCUACCACAUCACUGGUGGGAACCAUCGUGGCGUGUUCGCUCUCGGCCUGGUUCAGGGUGAGUGGAAGAUGUAUGUGAAGUGGCCUCUUGACCGGGAGGAGUGUAACCUCUACAUCAUUAACGUCACUGCCAGCGACGGACUCUUUGUUUCCCAGGCAACUGUUGAGGUGACGGUGAUCGACACCAACGACAACAGCCCCGUGUGUGAGCAGGCUGUGUAUUUAGCCUCUGUCUCUGAGGACCUCCCCCUCCACAGCCCCCUUCUGGUGAUCCGAGCUUCAGACGCCGAUGCGGGCAUCAACUCGUGGAUCCAGUACUCCCUCCAUGGUCCAGGAUCUCAGGACUUCAUCAUGGAGCCGGACACAGGUGAGAUCAAGUCGUCGGUGCUCCUGGACAGGGAGGUGACGCCCAGUUACCGGCUGGUUGCCCAGGCGACAGACGGCGGCGGGAGGUGGUGCCGUGCGGAGGUUCAGCUGGUGGUGACGGACGUGAACGACAACCCGCCCAUCUUCACCCAAUCACAGUACACCGCCAGCGUGUACGAAGACACCGCCACCAAGGCCCUGCUGACCCGCAUCCAGGCCAUCGACCCUGACCAAGCAGGUCCGGGUCGGGUGGUGGACUACUCUCUGGCCGACUCUGCGGGAGGAUCCUUCUCCAUCGAUAAGUCGUCGGGCAUCGUGGUGCUGGAGCGCGUUCUGGACCGGGAGGUGCAGCCGGCCUAUCAGAUCACAGUCCACGCCUCGGACCAGGGCUCCCCGCAGACCCUCUCCUCGCUCGUCAAUGUCACCAUCACCGUGCUCGACAUCAAUGACAACCCGCCCGUUUUUGAACGCCGCGACCAGCUGGCCACGGUGCCAGAGGACGUGGGCGUGGGGACGGAGGUUCUGAGGGUUCACGCUGCCAGCAAAGACAUCGGCACCAACGCAGAGAUCAACUACAGCAUCCGGUCAGGAAACGAGCACGGGAAGUUCCACAUCCACCCACUGACAGGAGCGAUUCUUGUCGCCCAUCCUCUGGACUACGAGACCUGCAGAGACUACUUCCUGACGGUGGAGGCGCGUGACGGUGGCACGCCCCCGCUGAGCGCCAUCACCACGGUGAACAUAAACCUGACAGACAUCAACGACAACGCACCCAUGUUCAGCAGAGACCUGUACACGGCCUUGGUGUCAGAGGAUGCCACCAUCGGAGAGCCUGUGGUCCAGCUGUUAGCAGAGGAUGUUGACAGUCAGCAGAAUGGAGCCAUCCUUUACUCCAUCAUCAGUGGAGACCGGGACAGCUCGUUCUUCAUCGACCCACUGCGAGGGAUCGUCAAGGUCAACAAGCAGCUGGACCGAGAGACAGUCCCCAGUUACUCUCUAUCAGUCCGGGCUCUGGACAGCGGGGCCCCGCCCAUGUCCUCCACUGUGAUGGUCAACAUCGACAUCUCUGACGUCAACGACAACCCGCCCACCUUCUACCCCGCCAACUUGUCUACAGUCAUACAGGAAAACAAGCCUAUUGGGACCACCAUCCUCCAGCUGUCGGUGACAGACCAGGACUCCUCCCACAAUGGCCCCCCCUUUGAGUUCAAGAUCCUGUCAGGAAACUCAGGAGGAGAGUUUGUUCUGGAGAAAGAUGGGACGCUGGUGGCCAAUCAGGUGUUCAGGAGAGACCUGGCUACUGAAUAUGUCAUCCAGAUACAGGUGUCAGACUCGGGUAAGCCCCGCCUCUCUUCAUCCUCCAUGCUGACGGUCAGAGUGAUUGAGGAGUCGCUCCAUCGCCCUGUAGCUCUACCUUUAGAGGUUCACAUCGUCACCAUGGAGGACGAGUUUCCUGGAGGUGUGAUCGGCCAACUGCACGCCACCGAUGCUGAUCCCUAUGACGCUCUGACCUUUGGCCACGCCCCCCCGGCCCAGCGCAGCCUCUUCAAGAUCAAUCCUCGCGAUGGGAAGAUCAUUGCUCUGGGGGGUCUGGACGCUGGCCGCUACAACUUGAACGCCAGCGUGAGUGACGGCCGCUUUGCUGUGCCCGUGCCUGUGAGCGUGCACGUAGAGCAGGCGACCCCGGAAAUGCUGCGCGAAGCGGUGACCGUGCGUUUCGAGAGCGUGGCGCCGCAGGACUUUGUGGCUCUGCACAUGCGGAGUGUGUUGAAGGUGUUGCGUCAGGCCGCCGCCUCGCAGCAGCAGGACAAGCUGCACAUGCUCAGUCUGCAGCCGGUGGGCGGGACCCAGCAGUUGGACAUGCUGGUCGCCGUGGAAACGGCAGGGGAGGGUUACUACAAGGCGGCCUACCUGACGCAGAAGCUGAGCGCGUCGCGGCGGCGGCUCGAGGAGGUGCUCAGGGUGUCGGCCAUCUUGGAUAAGAACUGCUCGGGGCUGGAGUGUCGUGGCGCGCAGUGCGAGCAGAGCAUCAUCCUGGACUCGCACAACCUCGCAACGUACAGCACGCCACGCAUCAGCUUCGUGUCCCCGCGCUUCCACCGCACCUCGCGCUGCACCUGCACCGACUCCAGCUGUGCUGUGCUCUCUGAACAGUGUGAGGACCAGCCCUGUCCCGCAGACAUGCAGUGUGUCUCCAUCGAGGCCAGCAGAGGGCGCUACGCCUGCCAGUGUCCCCCUGGAAAACUGGGAGAGUGUGCAGGUCACUCGUCUCUGAGUUUCUCAGGUAACAGCUACAUUAAGUACCGUCUCUCCGAGCGCCUUCAGACAGAGCUCAAGCUCAGCCUGAGGAUCAGAACGCUGCAGAGCCGAGGAAUCAUCAUGUACACACACACUGAACCCUGCACCGUGCUCAAGCUGGAGGAGGGGAAGCUGUGGUUCCAGCUGACCUGCGCUCUCUCUGACGGACCCUCUGAUGACAUGUUGGGGAUCUCUGGUCGGAGGAUAAAUGACGGCGGCUGGCACACGGUCACUCUGGAGAUCAACAGGAACUACAGCAGCCUAGCACUCGACGACAGCUACGUGGAGCGACGCCGCGGACCACCAUUCAUCCAGCCGCUGGCUCCCGACAGAACCAUCUACUUUGGAGCUCUGGUGCAGAACCCAAACUCUCGCAGCCUGAUGGAGUCUCAGAAGGACCCGCGGGUGCUGGAGGGGUUUCAGGGCUGUCUAGACUCUGUGAUGCUCAACAACAACGAGCUGCCGCUGCAGAACAAACGCUCCCGAUACGCUGAGGUGGUGGGGCUGACCGAGAUGAAGCUGGGCUGCAUCCUUUACCCAGACGCCUGUCUGCAGCAGCCCUGUCGAAAUGGAGCCACCUGCACAGGCCUGCCCUCUGGUGGCUUCUCGUGCAGUUGUAACCCCCAGUUCACGGGGGGGCGCUGUGAGAUGGAGAUAACGGCAUGUGUUCCUAACCCGUGUCAGAACGGAGGAGCAUGCAAAACCAUCGGGAACGCCUUCCUGUGCAGCUGCAGGAGAGGAUUCAAGGGCCUGACCUGUGAGGAGGACGUGAACGAGUGUGACCGCAGCAACCCGGAGGGCGAGUGUGAGAACGGUGGCGUGUGCGUCAACACCCACGGCUCAUUUUAUUGUAACUGCACGGCAGGCUUCGUGGGUCAGCGCUGCAGCCUGCGGCCCGUCGUCGUCCCCGACAUGCAGGCGGGACACGCCGUGGUGGGCAAGGAGGAGCUGAUCGGCAUCGCUGUGGUGCUCUUCGUCAUCGUCACCCUCAUCAUCCUCUUCAUCGCCUUCAGGAAGAAGGUGUUCCAGAAGAACUACUCCAGGAACAACCUGUCGCUGGUCCAGGACCCCGCCACCGCCGCGCUGCUCAACAAGGCGAACGGCGUCCAGUUCAAGACCCUGCACUGCUCACCAGGAGACCCCCUCAACCUGUACUCAGAGCCCACCAUGGUGGGGGUCAGCGGGAUGCUGGGACCCCCGCAGGUCCCCGUGAGGCCCAUGGCGUACACACCCUGUUUCCAAGGCGACCCGCGGUCUACGCUGGAGAAGAUGGUGGACGGCCGGGGGGUGGAGCACACAGAGAUGAGCACCUUCCACCCAGAGUCCCCCAGGAUCUUGUCGGGGACCACCAGGAGGGGGGUGGUGGUCUGCAGCGUGGCCCCAAACCUGCCGGCGGUGUCCCCCUGCCGCUCCGACUGCGACUCCCUCCGCAAGUGUCCCUGGGACAGCGACGAGGGUAAGAUGGCCGACAUGGCAGAGGAAGUGACCUGUUUCUCAGGGAGCAACAAAGGCAGCAACUCAGAGGUCCAAUCACUGAGCUCCUUCCAGUCUGACUCGUGUGACGAUAACGCCUCCAUAGUGACUGUCAUUCGACUGGUCAAUGAUGCAGUCGACACAAUCGAGAGUGAAGUCUCUGUUAUGGAUCACGGUCAAAGCUACAACAGAGCGUAUCACUGGGACACGUCGGACUGGAUGCCAAGCACACGGCUGUCCGACAUCGAGGAGGCUCCCGGCGGUGAGGCGGCAGGGUCGGCCCCCCGCCUCACAGGAAGCACGCGUGAACUGGAGUCAGACUACUAUCUGGGGGGCUACGACAUUGACAGCGACUACCCGCCUCCCCACGAUGAGGUGUUCUUGUCCCAGGACCAGCUCCCGCCCCCCUUGCCCACAGCUGAGGACUACCCCGAGGCCUACAUGCCGCUGGCCGCCAAUCCCCCGGCGUCCAAGGACAGCACCCUGAGCUCGGGCAGCGCAGGCCGUCAGAACGCCAGGCCGCACUUCCACCCGAGCCAGUACCUGCCCCCCCACCAGCUGCCCUUGGGUGAGCAGCCCCACGGGGACUUCGGUGCGUCAGGGGGCGGGGUCACCCCAGGAAACGGGGGAGACACCGAGGACUCUGUGUCUGUGAACAUACGUCUGUCUGUCGGGGCGUCGUCGGCCUCAGACAUGUCUGCCCCCUGUGGGCUGGACGACUCGGAACACGGCAGUGACUUUGACAGUAUGGAUGAGCUGCGGCGAGGAGUGACCAUCAUCACAGACUCUCAGCAGCAGACAGAGGUGUGAUGGUAAGACAGAUGAUUGGAGGAAGGAGGAUGACAUGGAGCAGACGGCAGGACACAUGAAUGUCAACACAGAGGGAGACAUUACACCAACUAAAACAAACACUGUACACACAACAUCCACCAUGAUGAAACCAGUCUGUGUGAUGUCAGUGUCCCCCGCUGUACAGACCAAUCAGAAGUGUCCUCCCUGCUGCAGUAGGGAGUCAUGGACAUGUGUUCAGAGCGGUUUAGAGAAUGUGACAGAUUGAUCUUUAGAGAUGACAUGUACAGAUGUGGUAAAGUGAAGGAAAGAGAAGGACAAUCAUGAAAGUGAAACAGUUUGUAAUGUUCCCUGCUCCUUCAAACGUCCAUCACACCUCCUCUUUCUAAAAAAAAUAAGAAAAAACUAAAUCCUCCUUUUCUGUUCCCUCCUCUUGGAUUUGUACAUUUUUGUAGCACUUCCAGAUUGUACAGACUUUGUAAAAUAGAACGAGCUUACUGAUGAAAAAAGUGUGUUCUGGACACAUUUCAGAGAGCCAUGUAUGUGUUUAAUGUGGAAUGUGCUCGCUCCUGUCCAAAAAAGAAAAAAAAAGAUAAAGUUCCCGCAAAGCCAUGAAACAUCAGCCAUCAUAAUGUUCAGUGAGCUUCCACUGGUAUGUUUGUACCACGUUUGUGCAGAAGUCAAGAGCUGCUGUUGUUUUUAGUCUGCUUUAAGGAUGUUCUCAUCAGACCAAGAAUACAUUAAAAAAACAUACACAAUACUCUUAAUUUAAUAUUUGAAGACUAUGAUCCUUGGUUAAAAAUGAAUCAUAAUGUAAAAUGAAAACUAAAUCAUGUUUACACACAUAAGGUUUGGAUUGACUUUAUAAUUUUUUACUAAAGUAAAGGGUCUGAAUGCUUCAUCCAUCAAUAGAUAACAGGAAGUCCUGGAAAUAAAUCUGAGCAGCACACCAACAGAUUUGAUCCAGAAAACUGACAUCAUCAUGUUGUCAUCAAAAAAUCAGUGAACAUUCAGAGACCAAGUGUUUAUGAUUUAACAUAUCAGAUUGGAUCCAGUAUUGUGAACUUGUUUUUCAACAGAAAAAAAGGAUUAUGUAAUCGAGUGUUCAGUUUUUUGUUUUUUUUAUCCUGAUCAAACCUCCUCAAAAAAAAUCAGGAUCACCCUGACCGCAGCAGAGGGCUGAUUCAGACGAAAAAGAAGAAGAAAAUCAAUGUAUUGGACAACCAAGACAACAUAUUGAGUGUAGUUGAUAUACUCAGAUAUUUUUUAAACAUAUUUUGGGCUAAAAUGUUUUUUUUUCUUCAGGGACAAAGUAGUUAAGGUGCACAUUAGCAGAGUAAACAUGAAAUAUUUCACCAAACAGCAUAAAUAUCAAACAUUUUCAAGCAUCUGUGAGUAUCAUCCUCUUCAUGUGGACUUUGGCUCCCCCUGUGGACAAAAUAUGUAGUGUCUCCUUUAAAGCUGGUGAUCUGGAUUUAGAAAUCCUUAAAAGUCAGUACCUGGAUCAUGGUGAUCGUAUCGACUUUUUCUUUACAGAACCAGGACUAAAGUGAUCUGGAUUACCUGAUCCUGUAUAGAAAACAAAUUGAUUAAUAGUAAUAAUAUUUGGGGCGCCAGAUAGCCGAGCAGUUGUCUUGCACUUCUUGGGCCCUUUGAUGCACGUCAUCCUCCACUCUCUCCUCAUAAUGUUUCCUGUCUAAAACCUGACCUAAAACCGAACCUUGCGGUACACCACAGGUAAUGUUAGAGGUAGAGGAGGAGUAGUUACCGAUGGUGACCGCGAAGGUUCUUUCUAAAAGAUAAGAGUAAAACCAGCUAAGUGCAGUAUCCUUUAAACCAACCCAAUGUCUGAGACGAUCAGUUAAAAUUGUGUGAUCAACAGUAUCAAAAGCUGCGCUAAGAUCUAAAAGAAUUAAAAUAAUAUUAAGAUAAAACUGAGUAACAGCAGCUGCUCUUGGCUUCAGCGUUUGUUUUGUGUUUGUUGCACUGGUUACAUUUGGUUUGUUGUUGUUUUUUUUAAACAAUGUUUUUUCUUUUUAAUUAAAUUUUGUGCCAUAUCACUAACAGCCUGCAGGUGGCAGUGUGUCAUGGGGGAGAGACUUUGUAAAGCACACGAUGAGACUGCAGGUUUAAAAUAUUUUGCCAAAAAUAAUUGGCCAGCACCAGCUGCACUGCUCUGAGAGCCUGAGUCCAUAUUUGAUCUUUAAUUUGAUCAGCUGAUGUGUUUAAUGCUGGCACGCCACGUCUCUAAAGCCAUGAGGAGCAAACACGUGCAUCCACAGUUUCCUGUUCCUCUGUAGCAUCUUCAACAUGUAUGCAAACUAGGGUUGUCAAGAUACCAAAUUUAUUAACUUGAAUAUGAUUCUAGUAAAAAAUCAACUGUUUGAUACCAUGGCAACAACAACAGAUGUCCUAAUCACCCAACAUUGGGUCAUUUCUUGAUUUUAACAAAAAAUUGCAGACAAACUCCUGCAUGUCAGUACAGAACAUUGCCAACACAUUUAGAGAGUGUGCAGGAGUUUGUCUGUGAUGUUUGAUGGACUGAUUCCUCUCCUACACAUCGGUCUUAUGAAAUAGAUGUAGUUUUCUUUUUUAAAGCUUCGGUACUUUCCAUGCUAUCCAUCAUUGCAAUUACAGAUUGUAUCUUUGGUAUCAAAGAGGAACCUUACUGCAGGUCACUGAUCAGCACGUCCUCUGGGAAGUCCUGUGAUAUCUGCACACAGCUCCUGCUCUUUGUAAAGAUGUAUGUUUGUGUUAAACCUGUACAGUGUACAUAGCUAGGUUGUUAAAAUGCUGAUUUUGUAGAUACUGAAAUGCAAUCUGAACUGCCUUUGUUAUUUCUUUUUGUUUAGUUGUACUGUUUGAUGUGAAUGUGGACGCAAAGAGACUUGAUUUAUUAUCACAUCAUUCCUCUCUCCCACUGACCGACUGAAUACCAUGUCUAUAUUAGAGAUACGUUUUGCACAGUAUUAAAUCCAGACUUUUUUUUUAUUAUUAUUUCCUUUUGUUAAACUUUUUUCAGGUCAUGAGGGAUCUUUUUGUACAUUUUUAUUUCACCAGGAAUGUUUCAAUGAAUUCCUAAUGUUCCAGCAUUAGGCAGUGUCACCUGUAUGCCAUCUACCUGCAGACUGACUGCACAAAGGGAGUGCUGUUUUUCAACACAGUGCAGACAAUAAAAAAGGUUCUUGCUCACAGAG
This is a messenger RNA of Labrus bergylta (ballan wrasse), 13814 nucleotides long. Lineage: Eukaryota; Metazoa; Chordata; Actinopteri; Labriformes; Labridae. The record is from RefSeq and is a predicted model, not a curated record.